AUAUUUAAUCUUUGGUGUAAAAUUUGAAUAGACUUCUCAACAUGUAUGGAAAUAAUAAAUAUUGCUGAAUCUUUCGCGUUUGUGCUGAAUUGACCUCGUCAACACGAAGCGAGACGAAAAACGAUAACGAUGAGCUCUGAAUCCAAAUAGGAAUUUCAAAAUGGCGUCAGUGAUUUUUGGUGGAAUUUCAGUGUGUGUUUAACUUAGUUUACGCGGUAUUUGUGCUGAUUAAAAUUUAAUAAUUGUGAGAAAAAUAAUAAAUGUGAAGUGGUUUAUCGAUAGAAAAACAAAAAAUAAAUAGGAGCAGAUGUGCCUUUACUCUUUUAAUUAGUGAUAAUUCGCUUAAAAUGGCGUAUGCAUGCAAGGAAGCGGAAUAACUUUCUUUUUCACAAAUUUAUAAUUUUUACUGCUGGACCAGUACUUGGUUAUCUUAAGAAAAGGUGAACAACGUGUUGUUAAAUGUUGUAACUUGCACUGCUUGCUGCAUUUUGUGACAAGUGGCAAGUGGUACAGUCCGAGUUGGGACGCGUUUUACAUUUAUUCUAAUCGCCAGCGUGGGAACAUACGGAUCAUUUAUACAUAUAUUUUGUCAUAAUUUUUUAAACAUCGUUGAAAACGUCAGAAAUCACUAGAGUUAAAUUUGCCUAUGAUAAAGUGAAAAAGGCGGGUAAAUCGAGAAGACACUCCAAAAAUGUGUGCAGCACACAGUAACCCACAACAGGGCUUCGGCUAUACUUGGGGAUUCGCAGAUAAUACCCGUACGGAGUCUGUACUGGAGAUUCCGGCAAAUAUAAAUUACACAGUCAGCAGUGAAUCCAUGCCAUAUUUGCUAUCUACAGAUGGCUCUUUAACUGUGCAGAAGGACGUUAAAGGUGGAUUGACGGCUCAAAAAGGAGGUGUUGUACGACGUAUGUUUGUUGUAAAUGAACCAUUUGCACCAGGACCACAACGGGUCAUAACUGCAGGUACUACUACACCAUCGGUGGUGAAGAAACAAGACCAACAAGUGCUCAGUAUUAACUGCGACAAAAAUUACCUACUUGUAGAUCAAUCAGAUCAGUCACACUCUCUGACUAAUGGUAUCGUCGACACGAAGUCACAGACCAUUCUAACGACAACAGCUGGCGCUAAAACGCAUUUUAGUCCCAUCGGGCCGAUUCAUCUCACUGCAGAGGAAUGCAACGAGAUUUUAAUGAAACGAGCGCUUGCCGCAUCUCAACAGACUCACACGAUCACUACUGCAGACGGACAUGGGACGACAAGUGACAUUCUGCCGGGUAUAUCGGUACAAGUUCAAAAAGUGAUUCAAGGUUUAGAAGAGGCGGAUGAUUCACAAGGGGAUACACCCAACUUGAAGUUGGAGCCCGGUACAUUAGAGCUAUCUCCAAAAACAGAGUUGCAAGAUAACAUGAAUUAUAACGAGAAUGAUGCCACAGUUAAGAAGGAGCGACCAUACAGUUGCGACGAAUGCGGCAAAUCGUUUUUAUUGAAACAUCAUUUAACAACACACGCGCGAGUCCACACAGGUGAACGGCCGCACGUGUGUGUACAUUGUAGUAAGAGCUUUGCUCAUAAGCACUGCCUCAAUACACAUCUGCUGUUGCAUUCAACUGAUCGGCCGUUUCAGUGUACCGAAUGCAAGAAAAGUUUUACUUUGAAGCACCACCUGUUGACACAUUCACGUGUUCAUAGUCGUGAUCGGCCAUUUGUAUGCCCCGAAUGUGGGCGAACGUUCCCAUUGAAGCGACAUUUAGUGACCCAUAGUAAAUUUCAUGCUGGUGAACGACCAUACGUUUGUGAGGAAUGUGGCGAAAGUUUUGCUCAGGAGAAUCACUUAAUAAUGCAUUCACGUUUCCAUGGAUCGCUGAAUCCAUUUGUUUGCCCAGAUUGCGGAGCUACAUUUCCUCGCAAAUUUCAAUUGGUCAAUCAUGGCCGCAUUCACGGUAAAGUACCACACUCCUGCACCCUGUGUGGCAAAGAGUUCUUGCAGAAGCGCACGCUGGUUUCACACAUGAGGAUUCACACCGGCGAUCAGCCAUAUCCUUGCAUUAGUUGCGGUGAGGGCUUUAUGUCUAAAGCCGAAUUAAAUCAACAUGUGCGUAAUACACACGGAGGCGUAAAUCCAAACUCUUCAAACACUGCGAUACAUUCUACGCAGCAACAUCAUACGCAACAACAGACGCAAGGGUCACAUCCACAAACCAUUACUGUAGUCAGUAAUCCAGCGAACCCGGCAUUAUUAUCUGUGGGCGGUGAUAAUAAUGCUGCUCGGCCUCAAUUUGGCUGUCGUGAAUGUGGAAGUGCCUUUAAUAGUAGAGAAGCGUUAGCGCUUCAUUUGCGAUUACAUACAGGUGACAAAAGCCUUAUGACUGAUUUGUGCGCUUUAACUGCGGCACUGCCUGGCCACUUCCUCAACACCGGCCUUAAUCCAGGCGCCACUGUCGUUGCUACCAACCCCAAUAUAGUGGCUCAGAAUACAGUGCCCGUGCAGAUCAUUUCAUCAACCGGACAAGUCAUGACACAAACAACAUUGGUACAGGCUGCCGCAGCAACGCAUCCACAGGGUGUUGUUACUAAUGUGCCUGGAGUGAUGCAUCACCAACAGCCGCAACAGCAACUGACAAAUGCAGCGCCACAACAACAUCAUCCACAGCAACAGCAGGUAACGCCGCCCAAACCAAAGUCACAUUUUUGCGCCAGCUGCGGUAAAGGAUUUGCCGCUAAGCAUGGUCUUAUGCAGCAUAAUCGAAGACAUCCUAACGGUGGUUGCACCGUGCGCACACAUGUAUGCGAGUGCGGCAAGGCAUUCUUCCAGAAGAAUCACUUGAUGCUACAUCAGCGUCAGCAUUUGGAAACCAAACCGUCAGCUGCUGUCGCUCAACAGCAGCAACAACAGCAACAGCAGCAGCAACAACAACAACAACAACAACAGCAGCAGCAGCAACAACAACAACAGGUGCGUUGAUUGCAUAGCUAAGCAAAAGAUAAACAAAAUAUAAUAAAUACAAAAAAGCUGCACAACGCUGUGUAGUCCGCAAAAGAGUAAACCUGCAAAAUACGCAAGCCGGCUUUGCAACGCUUCCAUUAUAAUUUUUACACGAGCUCGGUAACGUUACGCUGAGACAAAUAACCAACGCUUAACAGCAAGCCAGAAUCCUCAUAUCAAACAACCACGAAAUAAAACUGCAUACGCAAAAUACUAACAUAAUGUUUUUCUUUUUUCCAUUUAGGAUUUAACACACGAACAGCACAGCCGCUCGCGCAAACAACAACAACCACAAUCGGCUAUGUUGAUAGGCAAUCAUCAAGCACUGCACCUGCAAGUUUUGCAAGGCACUAAUGCAGCUCAAGUUAUUAAGUACGAAAUAAAUAUACCACAGGAUAAUCAAAGUGGUUAAGCGUUGUUAGUGUAGAAAUGGUUAAUGGUUGAUUCAUUUUAUAUUAUCUCUAACCCAAAGGACAAAUUUCAACAUUCAUGUGAAUGGCGGCUGGGAGGAUGUGGGUUCAAAUUGUACGGUACACAGUACGGUACUUGUUUCAUUCGUUUAAGUUUAUUACGUUUUUAGUAUUUAAGCUUUAUUGUUUCGCUCUUUAUUGUGUGCACACAUUUCGCAAUGACAGUAGAAAUUACUAAUUGUUUCUAUUUGUGUAUAUAUUUGUUCAAUUUAACUUAACUAUCUAUAUCAAUUGUAAUUUUAAGCCCUCAACCAGACGAGCACACAUAAUUAACAAAUUCCUGUUACUAAGCUAAUUUACAGGGGAGAUACAAUUAGUAUAUGGGUUGGUUACACAUUAAGCCGUGCACAAUAAAGGAUCAUGUGUCUGCGUUAGUUAUGUUCCGAGUUCUCUUAUCCCUCACCUU
Molecule: messenger RNA, 3862 nt
Organism: Bactrocera latifrons
Lineage: Eukaryota; Metazoa; Arthropoda; Insecta; Diptera; Tephritidae
Gene: cg
Product: zinc finger protein 546
Exons: 12
Coding region: 692-2965 (757 amino acids)
Biological process (GO): positive regulation of reciprocal meiotic recombination
Cellular component (GO): nucleus
Molecular function (GO): recombination hotspot binding; histone H3K36 methyltransferase activity; histone H3K4 methyltransferase activity
Source: RefSeq, a predicted model, not a curated record